AUGCACUCCUUCACCACCAGCCACGCCUCCCUCGCCAGGAGCCCCACGGAGGACGCCGUUCCGUCCUAUGUGCUCUACAGCCCACAGGGCUCCAAGCCGCUCGCCGGGCUGCAUGUGGAGGGGGGAUCUAUCGGUCGGUACUACGACAAGGAAACCAGGUCGCAGCUGAUUCGCGCCUCGCCCUCCGCCCACAUCUCAUUUCUGCGCAACACCUCGUCGCGUGCGGGAGGCGCCAGCAGCAUUAGUAGUAGCAGCGGUGGGAGUGGUGGGGGUUUAUCGGCCGCAUCGCAGCGUGUGGUGGUCUUGCAGAUUUGUUGCGAAGAGUCUGCACGCACCGUCUUUUCCCUCACGGUGGAGCUGACGCUGCAGGACAAGUUGGGCCGUCAUCGGCUUGUGUUUAGCAGCACCUUCCAGAGGCUGCAGCGGUGUGCGCAGCAUGUGAAGGUGCCGCUGCGCUGCUUUGCCGCGGGUGUGUGGACAAACAUCGUCCUCGACGUGCCGCAGAUUCAUGCGGCGUUGUUCUCCAACUCAGGCGGCCGCCUCUCCACGGCGGAGCUGGUGAAGUCGCGCAAGCUGCUCUCUGUCACCCUCAGCUGCAGCAACGUCUGCCGCAUACGGCGGGUGCUUGGCAUGCCGCAGCUCCCCCCCUCACACGGGGACGCGGCAGCGGCGGAGUGGCCCCUGUCGCUGCGGCUGCCGCCGGAGGUGCCUGUGAAUUUCUGGGUUAUUCGCACCUGCGAGGAGGCGUUUCUGCAGCAGGGGAUUCCGCCACAGGCCCCCCACCACCGCCUUGAGGCCGCCGCGUCUGAGCCCCGCGACCCUCCGCAGUGCCCCGUCCCCGGCGUGCCGCUUCACUCCUCUGCCGCUGCGUCGGACGCCGACGUCGACGCGGGCGCGUCGCUUGACAGCAGCGGCGGCAGCGGCGGAGGCACGCGCGGGGUUCCGGCGGCUGCGGCGGUGAGACGCGGCCGCCUCGCCGCCCUCCCCACGAAAGGUUGCCAGACCGGCGAACGCCAACUGACACGGCCGAGUGGGACGCGCGAGGCGGCAACGCUGGCGGGGGUGACCCCUCGCACGACGCCGACGCGCGACGCAAGCGUGCAAACACCCACCCCGCCGCCGCUUCGGGUGGCUGGGACGGGCGCGUUCGGCGUCGUGCGAGACUCCGCAGCUCGGCGCCCAACGAAGGUGGCGGACCCCAGUGACAUGAGCCGCGCCUUCUUUGAUGAGGCGGCGGCGGAUGAGUCGCGGCCAGCGUUAGCCGGCCGUGGUAGCAACGGCAGGGCCGCCACGGCGUCGACGGCCGCGGCAGAGGCCUCGCCGGCGCGCUGCCACGGCUCCCCGGAACGGCGAGAGAAGACUGAGGCGGUGGACGCGCCCGCUGCGCCCCCCCCGGACGCUGCGCUGGGCGACGCUUGGGGAACGCCGCCCGAGGCGCAGGCGCAGGCGCCGUCGGUGGCCAACUAUGCGAAGACGCUGGAUUUGAUGCGGGAACGCGUGAAGUGCAUUCAGGCGUUGAUUCGUGAGAGCGCAAACAACCACGACGACGACGACGACGACGACGACGUGUGCCGCGCCGACGGAUACGCGCUCUCCGGCGACGCCCGCUGUGCCACCGGCGGGGGCAGCAGCAACCACAGCCGCGGCGGGAGUUCACGGACGUACUCGUCGGGCGAAGUCCUGCGGUUACUCCGCUGCGGUGGCAAAGCGCAACCGCAGCAGCAGCAGCGGCAGGAGGUGCGGGAGGAACAGCAACGGGGGCUUUGCUCGUCACCGCGUCUUGCAACACCCCAGAGACAGAGUGUGGAGGAGCUGGGGGGUUGCACUCCCGUGCGCCACACGCAGACCCCUCGCGGCGGUCUGCGCAGCACUGCUGCUGCGGGAGUCGCCCACGUGUGCGCCGCCAACCCCAGCGGAGAAGAGCUGCGUGGGGGCGCUGCAGACGACGAGGAGGACGAGGAGGACGAGGGUUUUACGGUAAACGUCUGCAUGUCAGAGGAACACGGGCGUCCGGCUGUUGUGGUGCCUGGGGAUUUGAGUGCGCUUUGCCAAAAGCCACCCGUUCCUCCCUCGCGUCCGCAGCCACGCGAGGUAGACCGGCUUUGUUUUGACUCCCUUUCUUCCGAGAAGGGGCUGCAGGAGCUCGCGCCGCAGUGGGCCUUCUGCGGGGCAACGCCGCUGGCGCAGAGCGACAGCCUGGCGCUCUCCGAGCCCUCGUCUCUCCACAACGCCGGGCCCACGACCCCUGCGGCCGCCGUCACGCCCGUGGAGCAGGCAUGGCCGGCGCGUGCCAGGCCUCAGCGUGGCCGACUCGGUGAGCAUGCCGUGGGUGCGUUCGCCAACAUGGAGGCCUUGCAGACCCGCGCAACCGCGGCGAGCAAUUCGCCCCGCCCCUCGCCGCUGCCGUGCCGCAGCGCGGAAGAGCUGGAGAGUAACAUCAGCGCGGCAGACUACAGGCGGCCGCCGAUUACCAGUGCCGGCGGUCUGGGCGUGUCUGCGGCGAAUACUGGUCGUUUUAUAAGUGUGGAUAGCAACUGUGGCGGUGAUGAGGAGAGGAAUAACGAGGAGGAGGAGGCGCGUCCGCCGUUGCGCGUACUCUCGCUCCCGCCGAAAUCGCCUUCGCGACCGCGGCCGCGGCAGCCGCAGCAGGAGCUACAGCAGUCGGCAUCACGGGGAGACCCUUCCACUGCAUUCGUCUUCCUGCCCUCGCCUUCGUCUUCCGGGACGCGCAACGGACGAGGCGCGCGCCGCGACGGCCCGAGGGAGGACGUUGCCGUAGAGAGUGGCAAUGCUUCUCGGAGCACCGUCAGGCCUCAGUCACGCGCCUCUGCACCUCUUGGCAAGCCGCCAGAGAACGUGGACGAGAAUCCGCAACCGUUUGAGGAUGGGGGCGGUCCGUUAGUGUUUGACCCCCUCCUGCGCUGUUGCCUGGACUUGCGGUCUAAUACCUACGUGGUGGCGACAAGGCCCCCGCGAACAGGCACGGCCUAA
Trypanosoma conorhini is the source of this 2991-nucleotide messenger RNA. RefSeq lists its product as uncharacterized. The transcript has a single exon. Lineage: Eukaryota; Euglenozoa; Kinetoplastea; Trypanosomatida; Trypanosomatidae. Bases 1 to 2991 code for a protein of 996 amino acids. The record is from RefSeq and is a predicted model, not a curated record.